Drosophila guanche is the source of this 484-nucleotide messenger RNA. RefSeq lists its product as uncharacterized. Bases 71 to 382 code for a protein of 103 amino acids. The record is from RefSeq and is a predicted model, not a curated record. NCBI's taxonomy places the organism in Eukaryota, Metazoa, Arthropoda, Insecta, Diptera, Drosophilidae. The transcript has 2 exons.
AUUACUCAACAAGCCUCUGAUUUUGUUUGCAACCUCAAAUUAAAUACGAAAAAUUUAAACGACAGUAAAUAUGAAUUCCCAGAACGAAGAAAACUUGUUUGCAUCCAACCAGCAGGGCGAUAAUCGCAAUACACAAGAAGUGGCCGGUGGAGAAGUGGCAUCGGACGGUACUCAACCGGCAGAGGCAGAGCCAGGCCCACAAAUUGCAGCGGAGGCAACUGCCGCAGGUGCCAUCAACAACACCGUUCCGUGUGUCCAGCAAAGACGCACUCGCACCCAGCAACAGACAUUUCGAUACACUGAAAACGAAUUGCGUCAGAUUAGACAGCAACUUUUCCGUCCGGUUCAAGAAGCUUACUUGACAGUGCGUUUCUGGUACUAGAGGAUGGAUUAAACUCAAUAUUGUUUAACCAUUUCUGAAUCUUCUUCUUUUUGAAUUUCUUCCUCGAGGCAUGUUGCUUCGACGACCCAGUGCUGUUAUUUC